Molecule: messenger RNA, 972 nt
Organism: Salmo salar (Atlantic salmon)
Lineage: Eukaryota; Metazoa; Chordata; Actinopteri; Salmoniformes; Salmonidae
Source: RefSeq, a predicted model, not a curated record
ACACACAGAGACGCCCGACACACACGCAAUCAUUGGGUUUGUUUGACAUUGUAGCCGAUGCAUUUUGGGUAAAGUGUGACUGACUCAUCUACAAAUAAUAAUGAGCAGUUAUUUAUGAUAGUGAUUUGUACAUCAGCGACAUCAAACCAGCGCUUGAUUUUUAGUUGGCUGUUUGUACACAUGAGUGAGGCUCCUCCCAUCUUCUUCCAGCCAUUACGAUUGGUCGCCUGGGCUACGUGUGUCCUCAGGAGGUGGCUCCGAUGCUCCAGCAGUUCAUCAGGCCGUGGUGUACGUCCCUAAGGAACAUCCGUGACAACGAGGAGAAAGACUCCGCCUUCAGAGGGAUCUGCAUGAUGAUUGGUGUAAACCCUGGGGGAGUGGUCCAGGACUUUAUCUUCUUCUGUGAUGCCGUGGCGUCCUGGGUCAGCCCUAAAGACGACCUGAGAGACAUGUUCUACAAGAUCCUCCAUGGUUUUAAGGACCAGGUAGGAGAGGAGAACUGGCAGCAGUUCUCAGAACAGUUUCCUCCCCAGCUGAAGGAGAGACUGUCUGCCUGCUACGGCGUGUAGAAACCCCCCCCUAACCUAACGUCAGGUGAGCCAGUAGUAGAGGAGGAAGGUGAAAAGGAAUCUCAUCCAUCUGUGUUAAUGCCCUGAACUGAUCUGGGGGGAGGGGGAGAGGGACCCAUCACGCCAUUGGCCGCUCCCCCUGACGGACGGCCCCCACGCCCUAUGUAUUUCUCCAUAGCGGGAGGGUGGGAGGGACAGGGGGACACCUCUAGAUUAAAGAUUAAGGGGACCCAACCAACACAGAGAAACCAACUAAGGUAGGGACAGAUAGAGGGGUUACCUACAUUCAGAAGGAAAAGGUUCCAACACAGAAACAGGUAGGGACAGAUAGAGAAUGGAGAGUGAGGGAAAGAGAGGGGUAGGUAGGGGCCAGCUAGACUGCAGUAGAGAGAGGUAGGUAGGG